Molecule: messenger RNA, 761 nt
Organism: Cryptomeria japonica (Japanese cedar)
Lineage: Eukaryota; Viridiplantae; Streptophyta; Pinopsida; Cupressales; Cupressaceae
Product: ferredoxin, leaf L-A
Exons: 2
Coding region: 163-618 (151 amino acids)
Biological process (GO): electron transport chain
Molecular function (GO): electron transfer activity; 2 iron, 2 sulfur cluster binding
Source: RefSeq, a predicted model, not a curated record
GCCACGUGGCCGAUAAGGCAAGGCGUAUGGCUGCCAUACACUCAUUUUCUUCUGAGCCACACAUUCUCCCGAUUUAGCCUCUCUUUUCUCCAUCUCUCCCACCCUCACAUCCACCACUACUUCAACUCCAAUCCAAUCCACACUUCGACUCUCAGGAUAGAAAUGGCGGCCACAACAUUGUCUGCGGCUUUAGUUCCAGUGGCAGGGCCUGCACAAGGGUGGAGCACUCUGAGCCAGAGCAAGCCAAUUGGGUCUCUGCCAUUGAUGAACACAGGCGCUCUAAUGAAGCAAUGGAAGAUGGGUCUCAAGGCUAAGAGGUCUGUGAAGGCGGCAUAUAAAGUUAAGCUCGUUACACCUGAUGGGGAGACUGAAAUUGAGUGCCCAGAUGAUCAAUAUAUUCUGGAUGCGGCUGAGGAUGCGGGUAUUGAUCUGCCUUACUCUUGCCGUUCUGGGUCGUGCUCUUCUUGUGCUGCGAAGGUGAUUGAGGGGGAAAUAGAGAUGGAGGAUCAGAGCUUCUUGGAUGAUGACCAGAUUGGGAGUGGCUUCAUUUUGACCUGCGUCGCCUAUGCAAAAUCUGAUAUUUCAAUUCAGACCCACCAGGAGGAGGCUAUUGUAUGAGGAAGAAUGGGUUCUACUGUGUUUUUUGUUUGAGCAAUUUAGUGGUUUUUUGGUUUUGUUUCUUGGAUCUCAUGAAUACAAGCAUUUCUUGUUGCCUGCCUGCUUUGAUCAUCAAUAUAUUGGCUCUGAAGGGCUUUUCUUGA